AUGGAUCUCCUGUCGGGAGAGGAACCAUAACCAACAUCACCACCCCUGUUCAGAUGAGCGUCAGCGCACUUCACUCUGAAGAGAUCAGGUUACCAACCCCCGCUCAUGCCCUGGUCAGCCGAACCCUCUAACAUCCCCGCUGUUGAUGAUUGGAUGCGUCGGAGCGAGGAGGUGUGGAAGGAGACUCACAGACGUAUUGAGGCAGUCUUAGAGCGGCAUAAACAACAAGCUGAUCGUUUACGUCGUAAAACCCCCAUUUAUUCUCCAGGAGACCGAGUUUGGUUAUCUACCAGGGAUUUCCGGCUGUCUGACGGCAAUAAGAAACUUUCAGUUAAGUAUAUAGGCCCCUUCAAGAUCUUAAAGAAAAUCAAUGAGGUAACCUAUCGUCUCGAUUUACCUUCUCACUACCGAGUAUGUCCCUCUUUUCAUGUUUCUUUGUUAAAGCCGGUUAUCCCUGGUCCUCUGGAUGAGACGUCGCUUGGGUCACUUCCUCCCCCGCCUGUGGAUAUGGAAGGUGGUCCUGUGUAUGCUGUGGAACGUUUGCUGGACUCCAGGAGGAGAAGGGGAGCCCUGGAGUACCUGGUGGACUGGAGGGGUUACGGACCAGAGGAGCGAAGUUGGGUCCCAGCGGCUGAUGUCCUGGAUCCCUUAUUGGUGGAGGACUUCCAUCGGUCUCAUCCGUCCCGUCCGGCACCACGCCCCAGGGGUCGUCCUAGGAGAGGGUCUCCAGGUCCUAGAAGGGGUAGACGUGGUAGCGCGGGCUCUGUCCGGUCCCUCAGUUCCGUCCACGGCUCCAGGAGAGGUCGUCCCAGGUCCAGGGCUCCUGUCCACUCAGUUCCUGCUACCAGGCCAUCUGCCCAGAUCUCCACUGGGUGUGAGGGGGCGGUUCCCUUGAGUCGUCCUCUGUCUACCGUUUCGGACUCUUUGGGGGGGAGUACUGUCAUGCAGCCCGACUCUCCUUCCACACCGCCGGACUCCAUUUCCCAGAAUGCUUUGGAUUAUGACGUUACCGUCAGUCGCUCUCCUUCGCCCAAUCACGUUACGCUCCGACGCUCAGACUCACCUGUGUUCUGAGGAAGUUCCGGGUUAUGCUGAUCACGUUUAUGUAUUUAAGGCAGCACUAUGUAAACAUUCUUCGCGAGGUAUUGUCGACUUUUGUUGCAUACUAAGCAGUUCUUCUAUGUUUUUCUUGUGUGAUCUCUCGUUACGACCCUGGUUUUUGGUUUAUUGGUUUAUGUCUCUGGAUUUGCCCCUUUUGAAUUUAAUGCUUGGCUGGACUGUCUUUUGGUUUCGAACACGGACUGUUUAUACGACUACGUCUUUUGUAUCUGGUGAGGUUAUUGUUUGUUUGGCUCUAUUGUUUAUAACACCUGGUUAUCAGCCUGUAAAUAAACCAGUCUGUUCAUUUUA
This is a messenger RNA of Astyanax mexicanus (Mexican tetra), 1410 nucleotides long. RefSeq lists its product as uncharacterized. The transcript has 2 exons. Bases 106 to 1074 code for a protein of 322 amino acids. The record is from RefSeq and is a predicted model, not a curated record. Lineage: Eukaryota; Metazoa; Chordata; Actinopteri; Characiformes; Acestrorhamphidae.